Molecule: messenger RNA, 3684 nt
Organism: Clunio marinus
Lineage: Eukaryota; Metazoa; Arthropoda; Insecta; Diptera; Chironomidae
Source: the annotation of a GenBank genome assembly
GUUCUCAGGAUGUUAAAUGAUUUCAUGUGAAAAUGCGCGGAUUUUUAUUUCUUUUCUUUUUUUAAAACAAUGAAAAACAGACGACGACGACGACGACGUCGAGUAGAGUAAAUAUCCUGAAGUUAUCAGAUGCGUACAUGCUUGAAAUAUUUGCAUAAGUGCUGACACGACUUUGAGCUUUGAAUAAUUCAGGAAAAAAUAGAAACAGUGAAAUUCAAAUGAUCGUCAUGUCGAAUGAAACGUGUAGCGAGAAAAAGUGUUGGAACCAUUAGAAAGCUUGAAUAAAAAAAACAUCGGAUUUCAACGACAAUAAAGCAUUCAGCUUUAGAUAUUAAGCAAAUUCUUAUUUGCAUAGAUAUAUGGAACAUUUUGCUUCUUUCACAAGAAAGGGAUAUUCUCUCGCUUACCGUUCGUACUCUGAUAAAUAAACAACUUCUAGUGUUGCAGUUUGCAGUUUACAAGAGAAAGAAGAAGACUGCAAUGAAACUGAACAAUUUGCCACCGAAUGGUUUUACCAUUCGACUGUUACUUAUCGUGACUUUUGCAUCGCUUAUAUAUGCUGAUGAAACGACAACAACAACAGCUGCAGCUUCAACGACAACAACUGAGCCAGAAGGCGUUACUGGCUGGCCACCACCCCACUUCAAAGUAUCAAGACCUAAAGGAAAAUCUCUAACCACUGAACAACCAUUUGUCACUUUUGAAACGACGCAACUUUAUCUACCGCAAGAUUUCACGACAAUUGACUUGGAAUUCGUUGAUAGUAAACUCAAGCCUAAUGUUGCUGAACAAGUUGAUCGAAACACACAAAAAGACUUACCGAAAGUGAAAGAGAAUCCAUUCUGGUUUGAGGAUAUUAUUAAAGACACUGAACAGCAUUACAACCACCCGGAAAACGUCCAACAUCAUCAUCAUCGCUAUAAUAAUCGCGCUAAAAGAAAUCAUCAUAAAAAAUCAAAAGCAUCGCGUUUUGCUGACGAUGACGAUAAGAUGAUGUCGAAGCGUAGCGUCGAAUACCAAGAAGAAGAUUAUCCACAAGAUGAAGUGUUCAGUGCUUCUGAAGUUAUUGGAAAUAUUUUUAAUGAAAAUGACACAAUCACGAAACUUGAUGGGAGAAGAGAUAACGAUCUCGAUCUAUAUGAGCUUGAAGAUAUUCUCGCUGAAUUGAAAGAGCUGGAAGCGAGAAAUCAUUUCCAGGAAGGUGACAUCAUUUCCAAAAGCAGCAAUAAACGAGUGAAAAGGAAAUCCGCAGGAAAAACGACAUCGGCACUUAACAGACCUAAAAGUUCAUCGGAUUCGAAGAAGUCAUCAUCUAAUCGUAAAUCUCAUGGCGCCAUUGGUGAAGAAGAACAAUUUACAAUGGAUUCGGAAGAAGAUGAAAUGCCAUCGAAAGAGAAGGAAAGAGAUAGCGAAGAGAUUGAUGAGCCACCCGAGCAUACUGUUUUCAGAGAGGUCACAGAAGUUCGCUUCCCAGCUGAAGUCGGUCCACUCGGAACACAUCGAUUAUGUAAAAUUAAAUGCAUCGAUGGAAUGUGGCAAGGACCUUUGUGUGCUGCUCCAGAUCAAGAAGAAGCUGGUCAAUUGAAGUUUGAGCCAUUGUACAAACGUUGUGUGGUCGAUCAAAUUCCACCGCAUCUUCUUCUAAGCUAUAAAAAUGUUUCAGUGACAAUGCAUUGGGAUUUACCACAUGGACACACUUUACAAGCCCGUUGCGAAGAUCUCGGAUUAUAUAAACUUGUUGGUGAAGCUAAAGUUUUAUGUUCAAAUGGAUUGUGGGCUCCAAAACUCCCACAAUGUGUUCCUACAACUCUCUUAACAAACUACUCGGAUGAUAGUCCGCCGUCAAUCAGAAUUAAAGUUGGAAUUGGUUCAGCUGCUUAUGAACCUUCAGGUGUUCUUGCUGUUCUUCCAUCAUCAACGCUUCAUCUUGAUUGCAUGUAUCCACGUCGAAAAGGAAGUCCCGAAUGGACUUGGACUGGAUGGUUCCGACAAUAUUUGACAGGUUGGAGUGCUGUUCCUGAAGAAAAAGCGUCACGUUAUCGAUUAUCGAUUAAAGAUGUUCAACCACAAGAUUCUGGAACUUACACCUGUGCAUCACCACGUGGAUUAACCAAUAGCAUUAUAAUUAUUGUUGCUGUUUCACAAUGCCCGACAUUGACGGAGCCGAACAUUCCUUUAUCGUUAAGACUUGAAGGCAUAAAGUUGGGUCAACGAGCAAUCUAUCGUUGUCCUAUGGGAUACAUCCUACAAGGAACGGCCAACGCAACUUGCUUAGCUUCAGGAAAUUGGUCAUCACCAGCACCAACUUGUAUUCCUAUUCAAUGUCCACCAUUAUUCUUGGAAGAUCCACAUUUAAGUUUGAUUGAAUUGAAUACAAGUGCUUGGGGUCGUGCAGUGUUUUCAUGCUCUUGGGGAUAUCGUUUAAGUGGACCAGCAAAUCUUGAAUGUUUGGCAAGUGGACAUUGGUCGGGACCGAUUCCAAGAUGCAGAGGCAAGUUACAAUUUCAAAGAUUUUUUUUUAUUUCAAAUCCCAAUAAAGAAGCAAAAUUGGCCAUCCAAUGUCCCCAACCUUUGAUACCAUUGAAUGGCAAAAUUGAUGGUACAAGUGGAGCAUUUGGUCAAAGACGUUAUGCUGUUGGAGCAUUACUCACAUUCAGUUGCAAUGAAGGACAUUUAUUGGUCGGUGAAGGUUCGAUUGUUUGCACCGAAACAGGCUUUUGGUCGCAUCCACCACCAUUCUGCCGAAGUCAAUGUUCGUACCCUGGCGAUCCACCAAAUGGUUUGAUAGCACCAUUGAAAUUCUUUUAUGAUCCUGGUGACUUCUUAACUGUACAAUGUCGUCCUGGCUUUGUCGAGCAAACAAUAAAUGGACAACCACCUGAACGACCUAAAUGUUUACCAGAUGGCAACUGGUCAGCUCAAGUGUCACAAUGUAAAAGCUAUGAAGAAGUUUAAAAGCUUUUCUCGCUUUCGAUUAAACUGUUUAAGUUGUGAAGAAACUUAAGAAGAAAAAAAUGUUUUGAAGAAUAGAAAAGUAGUGGAAAAUUUUCUGUGUAAAUAUUGAUUACCAUUGUACUCACCCUAUUACCACUAUGCUUCUUCCUUCCCCCAUCCUCAAUGCCCCAUUCAAUCUCUAAAAUCAUUUUUAAUGGAAAGUUAACUUUCAACAAAUUUCAACCGAAGAAAGUGAACUUUAUUGAUAAAUGAAAACUUUUACGAAACUGAAAGCUGAAGAUUAAACCGCAUCUUAAAAAAGGGAAAAGUUUCAUCUUCUUCUUCUUCUUGAAAUAUUUUUUCGAUACUUGUAAAAUUCAUCUUCACUGAAACAUGAUACAACUUUCAACAUAUCAGAAUAAUCCUUAGGUUCAUCCCUUAGAGGUUUAAUCAAAAGUUUUGUCUGUCGAGUAAAUAAUAUUGUUGAAAGUGAAAACAAGAAGAAACUUUAUUUAAUUAUAAGAUAUUUGAUUCAUCUAAGACUUCAUAACCGGAUAAUCCCCUUUGAAGGAAACAAUUAUCUCUCUUUUCCCUUUCAACAGACUCAACUUAUUCUAUCUACUUUCAUGCAAUUAAAACCGUUGAUUGUUCUUUGAAGAAAAAUUGAAAAAAAAAAGAGUUUCUUGUGAAAUUGUUACAUUUAUUCCUGAAGAAAUGAAAAUAAAGUGAAACUUAAUGAGAGAAAAUUUA